GCCUCCACGGGAAAACAGAGGAAACACGAGUGGAGUUCUGCGCAUCGCUGGAAUUACAGCGUGUUUCGCGGCCUUUACUCCCGCGGCUCCCGUCGCCUUCACAACGACGAUGUAACAGUUUUGGCUGCGCUUGGCUGCCGGACUUCAGGGGACGCAGAUCCAGCGGUGAAUGAGUCGUUUUGGCUGCACAGAGCGUUUAGCGGCUCCAGAGACGCGCGGAGGUCGCCUGCGUUUGUUCUCCCGCUGAACAUGAACAUCAUCGGGAGUUACCAGCAUCACCACCACCUGAUGCACGAGAGCUUCCCGUUCGUGCAGCGGUGUCACCAGGACGCGCCGUACUUCCAGAGCUGGGUAGUGAACCACGGAGAGGUGCCCGCGGACUUCCAGAUCCAGGCGCCCUACCCGGCCGCGGAGCUCGGCGCGCCCGGAGCGGCGCACGACGCGCGGCUGGAGGGACUCCACGGGGGAAUGGGGAAGAGGAGAGCGUCCGGGCCGAAGAAGGAGCGCCGGAGGACGGAGAGCAUCAACACCGCUUUCGCCGAGCUCAGGGAGUGCAUCCCCAACGUCCCGGCGGACACGAAACUGUCCAAAAUUAAAACGUUACGCCUGGCGACCAGUUACAUCGCGUAUCUGAUGGACGUGCUGGCCAAAGACUCCGGGGAGGCGGAGGGCUUCAAGGCCGAAAUUAAAAAAUAUGAAAACCGGGACUUGAAGAGGAAACGGGAGCUGACUGAGGGCCUGCACGAGUCUUUAGGAGCCGAGAAGAAAGUGAAGGGACGGACCGGGUGGCCGCAGCAGGUCUGGGCUCUGGAGCUCAACCAAUAACCUUCAUCCAAAACAAACAAACAAACUGUCCCGCGCGUAAAAAA
Molecule: messenger RNA, 869 nt
Organism: Thalassophryne amazonica
Lineage: Eukaryota; Metazoa; Chordata; Actinopteri; Batrachoidiformes; Batrachoididae
Product: heart- and neural crest derivatives-expressed protein 1-like
Exons: 2
Coding region: 250-825 (191 amino acids)
Biological process (GO): heart development; regulation of transcription by RNA polymerase II
Molecular function (GO): protein dimerization activity; RNA polymerase II transcription regulatory region sequence-specific DNA binding; DNA-binding transcription factor activity, RNA polymerase II-specific
Source: RefSeq, a predicted model, not a curated record